This is a messenger RNA of Macrosiphum euphorbiae (potato aphid), 1158 nucleotides long. The record is from the annotation of a GenBank genome assembly. NCBI's taxonomy places the organism in Eukaryota, Metazoa, Arthropoda, Insecta, Hemiptera, Aphididae.
AUGAGAGCUAGAAAGAGAACAUCGGAGUUUGUUAAGUACCAAAAACUCAUUUAUCCUACUGAAAGAAUCCGUAGAAUAAAAUCAUUUUCCACAACGAGAUGGACUUCUCAUGACCGUGUUAUCAUUGUUAUUUUUGAAAAAUAUAAAGCAUUAUAUGAAACUUUAGAAUGUUUACUUAAGUCAACUGACAGAGUUACAUCAUCUGGUGCAAAGAAUAUUCUGAAUGUAAUAUCAUCGUUUGAUUUUGUUAUAACAAUGAUAUUAUUAAGAAAAAUAUUUUCUAUUACAACACCACUAUCAAACUACUUACAAUCUAAAUCAGUAGACUUUAUUGAAGCUCUGCGUUUAAUCAAUACUUCUAAAGAACAAUUAGCUAAGAUGAGAAGUGACAAAAAAUAUGAGGAAAUGGUAAAAGAAGCAAAACAAUUUGCUAACAAUCAUAAUCUAACAGAAGUAGACUUUAAAGAAUCAAGAAAACGUACUAAAAAAAUUUUACCUGGAGAAAAAGCUUCCGAUGAAGUACAGAGCUCAUCAUUCGACAAGUAUCGAUGUCAUACAUACUUUACAGUUUUGGACAAAGUAAUUACUUCAAUUCAAUCUCGAUUCAAUGACUCUAACAAUAUAUUAAAAGAUUUUACACUUUUAUCACCAGAAAGAUUAAGGAAAUUUAAAAAUGAAAAUCAACAUCUUCCUCAAGAUAGUUUUGCUGACCUAGUGGCUUGGUUACCAGAAAUUGAUAUAAAUCAACUACGUAAUGAGUAUAUUAUUUUUUCUAAAAGUUUUGAUGAUCUUACAUCAGGUAUAGAUUUACCUACUUUGUUGCAUUGCCCAGAAUCAAUUUCAUCAAGUGAAAGUUGUGAAGAAGAAGAAAAAAAUAUAACUCAAGAUGAACAAAUUAAUAUGACAAAAAUUGGUGUUAGUACUAUUCUUUAUACAUUGUCCAAGUAUGAUUUGUCAGCAGCGUUUCCCAAUUUGUAUAUAGCAUACAAAGUCUUAGGGACUAUACCAGUUACAUCUGCAUCUGCGGAAAGAUCAUUUUCCAAAGUUAAACUUAUUAAGACACGUUUACGUUCUACAAUGGAUCAGGCCAUCAGGGACACAAUAACACUCUUGGGAAAAUCAUCCGAUGUGUUAAAAAAAGCAUUAUUAUUUAAAUGA